Messenger RNA from Solanum dulcamara, 783 nucleotides. RefSeq names its product ubiquitin-conjugating enzyme E2 7-like. The transcript has a single exon. Gene Ontology annotation, biological process: ubiquitin-dependent protein catabolic process; protein polyubiquitination. Lineage: Eukaryota; Viridiplantae; Streptophyta; Magnoliopsida; Solanales; Solanaceae. Gene Ontology annotation, molecular function: ubiquitin conjugating enzyme activity. The record is from RefSeq and is a predicted model, not a curated record. Bases 1 to 630 code for a protein of 209 amino acids.
AUGAAACCUCAAUAUAGAAUCCAACACAAAUUUGGAAAAUUAAAAAAGCGGUUAAUAAUUACUCCAAAUAUACAAACAAAUCUCUCAAUAGAAACAAACUCUUUUCUUUUUUGGUUAAAAACAUACACGGCUUCUUCACAAGCCGCUCUCCUCCUUCAAAAACAGCUCAAAGACCUAAACCGUCAUCCGGUCGAAGGUUUCUCCGCCGGUUUAAUCGACGAGAACAACGUUUUUGAAUGGAGUAUCUCAAUUAUCGGUCCACCGGAAACUUUAUUCGACGGCGGAUUCUUCAACGCUACAAUGAGUUUUCCGACGGAUUAUCCUAACAAUCCACCGACGGUGAAAUUCACAACGGCGAUCUGGCAUCCGAAUGUUUAUUCUGACGGUAGGGUUUGUAUAUCGAUUCUUCAUCCUCCAGGUGAUGAUCCGAAUUUCUAUGAGCUAGCGAGUGAGCGAUGGACACCGGUACAUACGGUGGAGAGUAUUAUGCUGAGUAUAAUUUCUAUGCUUACGAGUCCGAACGAUGAAUCGCCGGCGAAUGUUGAUGCGGCGAAGGAAUGGAGGGAUAAUAGGGCGGAGUUUGUGAAGAAGGUGAAAAGAUGCGUGAGGAAAUCACAAGAGAUGUUGUGAGCAAAAAAUUUUUAUUUUACUUAACUUGCAAGGAAAAAAAAAAGUUCUUUUAUUUAUUUUUAUUUUCUCGUUUUAUUUAGAACUAUUUUACUUUUUUGGUAUUUAAAUUAACAAAAUUGUUUAAAAUUGGGAAAGAAUUUAUAGUUUCGUUUA